This is a messenger RNA of Agrilus planipennis (emerald ash borer), 588 nucleotides long. Its product is annotated as ejaculatory bulb-specific protein 3-like. The coding region runs from base 109 to 480 and encodes 123 amino acids. Lineage: Eukaryota; Metazoa; Arthropoda; Insecta; Coleoptera; Buprestidae. The transcript has 2 exons. The record is from RefSeq and is a predicted model, not a curated record.
GUACUUAAAUACUACACCAGUACCGUUUGAAAUGUUCUUAUAAAACGUAACAAAUCUUCACAAAAUUAACAGAACUAAAAAAACAUUUGUCUUUGAUUUUCAGAUAAAAUGAAAGCGUUAACAGUCCUUAUACUGGUGUUUUGCCUUACAAAUUCACUCGCUGAGUACCAAUACUCAACCCAUUAUACAUCACUCGAUUUGGAAUCAAUUUUUUCAAAUGAAAAAAUUAUGAGCAACUACAUGAAUUGCUUUCUUGACAAAGGUUCAUGUACUCCUGAGGCAACUGAAUUUAAACGUGAUAUUGCACACGCCUUAACAACAAACUGCUCCGAUUGUUCUGCUGAACAGAAGAAAAUAAUGAGAAAAGCCUGUUCCCAUAUAAUGAAAAAUACUCCCGAGAAGUGGUCUAUGUUGGUGAAAAAGUUUGAUCCUGAUAAUAAAUACACCGACGCUUUUAUAAAAUUUAUUAAUAUGGAUUAGAUUGCUGACGGAUGUUCGUUUAUAUUUCAAAUUUAAUUUAGUAGUUUAUUGUUCGACAUCUUUUUUGUGAAAAGUUAAUAAACACAAUGCUUUAGUUUUUGAAGUGGA